This is a messenger RNA of Exophiala xenobiotica, 704 nucleotides long. RefSeq lists its product as uncharacterized. NCBI's taxonomy places the organism in Eukaryota, Fungi, Ascomycota, Eurotiomycetes, Chaetothyriales, Herpotrichiellaceae. The transcript is spliced from 2 exons. Bases 200 to 631 code for a protein of 143 amino acids. The record is from RefSeq and is a predicted model, not a curated record.
GUGUAGAACUCUUAUUUAAGUGAGGCAUUUCAGCUCCCUUUUCCUUCCCUCGCACUUUCUUUACUCAACUCCUCUUCCAGAGUGCUGCCAGCGAAUUGUCAUCCUCAGCUCUAUUCAAACCAAACGUCAAGCCUAUCAGUCUUUGAGAGAGCAACGCAGAUUUCAGCCAGAGGAAAGUCGAUACAACAGUACGAUUACAAUGGUUCCAGCUGCCAUUCUCUGCGGCAGAGACCCGUCCCAUGCAGCACAUUUGAUCGAGUAUCUCUCAUCGAAAAUACAAGUUGUCCAUGUGUGUGCGAAUACCGAGGCGGCACUCUCUGAGAUCCCAGCUCUCCUCAAAGGGGACAAGAUCACGCCCUCGUCGGGCUUAGGCAGCAACGCCACGGGCGAUGUCCGUACCGAUAUUUCGCUGAUCAUCAUCGGUGCCUUCGCCCCGCCAGACGUCCAAGAAAUACAGAGUGCUGCCCAGGGUGUCAGGCCGAUACCUAUUUUCCUCGCCGAUACGAGCAAGAAGUCGCCUGGUCAGCAAGGUCCUCCCACCAUUGAGAUGAUCCUGCAGCGCAUCCUGGAGACUAUCAACGCUGCGGAGCAAGGCGAAGGAAACUGGGCUCCCGGUGUCUACAAAUUCUGAACGUUGCCAUCGAAUCCUGAUUUGUUGCUGCCGGUAGAAACCACAGUAGAGAAAGUCAUUGAUUAACCACUGA